Anopheles darlingi is the source of this 876-nucleotide messenger RNA. It is a transcript of the gene Apf, whose product is annotated as bis(5'-nucleosyl)-tetraphosphatase [asymmetrical]. The coding region runs from base 187 to 621 and encodes 144 amino acids. The record is from RefSeq and is a predicted model, not a curated record. Gene Ontology annotation, biological process: AMP biosynthetic process; ATP biosynthetic process. Gene Ontology annotation, molecular function: bis(5'-nucleosyl)-tetraphosphatase (asymmetrical) activity. NCBI's taxonomy places the organism in Eukaryota, Metazoa, Arthropoda, Insecta, Diptera, Culicidae. The transcript has 2 exons.
GUAGUGCAAAGUUCAGAAUAAACCGAGCAACCCGCGAACUAUAGAAACCCUAGCAAUAAUCGAACGGUGCCGAUACUCGGUCAAACAUUCGAAUCGAAGCCCACGUAGUUCGUUUUCCGUUAGCCCAUCGGUUGGGUGAGGUGUAAGUCCGACGUAAUCAUUGAACAAAACGCAAACAUCGCGAGGAUGGCGAAACGUGCUGCCGGUUUUCUCAUAUUUCGACGGCUCUGCGAGCGGAUCGAGUACCUGAUGAUGCAGGCCUCGUACGGUCAACACCAUUGGUCACCGCCCAAGGGUCAUGUCGAUCCGGGAGAGGACGAUUUCACGACGGCACUCCGGGAAACGUCCGAAGAAUCCGGGUACAAAGAAAGCGACCUGAAAGUGUUCCGCAACCAAUCUUGCACGCUCGAGUACAAAGUGAAGGGACACGACAAGGUGGUCGUUUACUGGCUGGCCGAACUGCGGAAUCCAUCACAGCAGGCGCAACUAUCGGAAGAACAUCAGGAUAUGCGCUGGUUGGAGUGUGAGGAUGCGAUCAAAAUAGCCGGUUACGAUGAUUUCGCCAAAAUGAUCCGGGUCUUUGAUGUGCGCAUUAAACAGAGCGAGCUAGGGGAACCGUAAAUCGUCGUGGCGCCAAUCCAUCAUUGAGAUGUCGCCAUCGCCUUACUUCUCUCACAGCCGUGCCGCUUCAUCGUUGCUUCGUUGAUUGGAUAAUGAAAAAUAUCGAUUACUUUACUAGUUACUACGCGCGCUGUGCUGCAUUGCGCUGCUUCUCAAUGUGAUUAUAUGCAGAAGCAGCAGCGAUGGUGAGUCAGAGACUUGCAUUGCGAGCCAAUAAAAACGUCAUCGCGCCAGGAGCGAAUAUAUCGAUCUGAG